AAAGAAGGUUAUCUUAUCAUUGCAAGUAACAGAUUUCUUUUUUCUCAAGCUGAUGUAGAGCAGUGGUAGGCAAUUGACCGUGUACGAUCGUCUUAUUAAUUGUCUUACGAAUUAGCAGUCAUCAGUUGCUUCACGGCCAGUACAGAGAGAUGUCUACAUGGUGGAUCCAUUGCUGUGUUCUGUACUUGCUUCUGGGCUUAUCCGCAGGAAAGGAAAAAUAUGACGACAUAAGCAUAAGUCAACGAGACGUAGAUCCCUGUGUGACUCACGGUGUUCUGGACCAGGAGUGGAGAAGUGAGAAUAAUGCAAAAAGCACCGAUAAAAAUGGGACAACUCAUUGUGAUCAAGCAGAUAGAUCUGACAUAAACUUCCCCGGGUGGUUCAGAUUCAAAGGCAAUGCUGGGAACAGAAUGCCAGAAAAGUGCCCAGCGUCCGAGGACAAAUGCGGAACUAGUGCUCCCAUGUGGUUGAACGGUAAACACCCAGCAAUAGGGGACGGCGUGGUCAGUAGACAGGCAUGCGCGUACUACUCUGGUGGCUGUUGUCACUGGUCAUCUACAGUCAAAGUUAAGAUGUGCCCUACAGGAUUCUAUGUGUACUAUUUGCCAAAUACACCAGUGUGUUCUUUGGCAUAUUGCGGUGAAUAUCACGACCUGUGUCUUGAUAACAACGGAGGAUGUUCCCACUACUGCUCCAUGGAUAACUCUACAUUCAGCGCUGUUUGUUCAUGUCCGAAGGGUUUUCGUCUGGGAAAGGACCAAAGGACGUGUGAGUAUCACGACCUGUGUCUUGAAAACAAUGGAGGAUGUUCGGACAAUUGCUCCAUGGAUAACUCUACAUUUACUGUCGUCUGCUCGUGUCCGGGUGGUUUUCUGUUGGGAAGUAACAAUCACACGUGCGUAAAAGACGAGUGUACAGUGGAUAACGGGGGUUGUAGUCAUAUCUGUGUCCACAGAGAAUACAAUGACCACCGCCAUUGUCAGUGUCCGGUGAAAGGUUUGGUGCUAGAGCAGGACGGAAGAACAUGUCAAUCCCCCGAUGUCACCGUAACCUGCACCGACCAACACCUGCAGUUGGACCUGCUUCGUUCGGCAUUCCACGGUCUCAAUGAGAGCCAGCUUCAGUUGGCGGACCCUUCGUGCCAAGGCACAGGCAAUCGUACUUUCAUCACGUUCAAGUCACCCCUGCACGGCUGUGGCACGAGCAUGAAUUUCACCAACUCCUCGCUCGUGUAUUCCAACAUCGUGUCUACCAGGCCCAACUACCUCUCCCUAAUGAGUGGUGUCGUCACUUGGGCCGGCACGGUCGAGGUUCCUUUUGAGUGCGAGUAUGCAAGGGACCACUGGAUCGCCCAUAGCUUCAAGCCAGUUGUAGAGAAACUGAGUUUCAAGGAAAAGGGUAGAGGAAACUUGACGUUCAACAUUCAACAGUUCCAAUCCGAGAAGUUUGCGACUGCAUUCUCCAAAAAGGACUACCCUGUGUCCGUGAAUAUUCGUGAUCACAUGUAUUUUGUGCUGAGCGUGAACACGAAGUCCAAGGAUGUGAAACUGUUUGCGGACGCGUGCAAGGCUACGCCCUCCUCCAGCCCGUUCGACUUCCUCCAGUUCAACUUCAUCAUUAACGGAUGUCCAGUGACAUCGGAGGUCAAGUUCCUCCCAAGUCAGGACCCAAGGGAGAUUCGCUUGAGUAUCCAGGCCUUCCAGUUCCUGAAAUCUUUUCCUCAGAUUUAUCUUCACUGCAAACUGGUCGUCUGCCACACUGCGGAUAUGACGUCACGCUGUACCAAGGGCUGUGUGCAAGAUGAUAGCCCAGGGAAGAGAAGGGCGGAAACUGUCGACGAUUUCCAGAUAUCUGAAGGACCGUUCCAUUAUAUCGUUUACUGACG
Molecule: messenger RNA, 1885 nt
Organism: Lingula anatina
Lineage: Eukaryota; Metazoa; Brachiopoda; Lingulata; Lingulida; Lingulidae
Product: oncoprotein-induced transcript 3 protein
Source: RefSeq, a predicted model, not a curated record